CCGGCAUCUGGCCCUUUUGUGGGUGCGUGUGGUGGGUUGUCCGAGCAGCACUGGUCGCAGCCCGAUAUGUCGUGGAUGCAAGCAGCCACGUGUGGUAGUGGGCAACAACCAAGCCACGUUGCAAUGGAGGACGGCCGGUCAAACAGGGAUCCUGCAUGGACUGAAUAUGAUGGGAGUGGGCCUCACUCACACGUCCGAAUGGAAGGGGCUGCCAAUGUCAGUGACUGUCAUCGGCCUUCUCCACGAAUGUCACUGCCUGUGCCGGAUGGGCUUGGGUCACCAGCCCCGUUGGUGCACCGACUUGCAGCCUCGUUGGUGCACCAACCACCAGCCCCACCGGCACACCAACCAACUGUGGCCAACGCUUCCCACGCAAUGGGGUCAGGUGCAACUGCAGGUGUGGAAGGUGCACACCGUGACGCACCGAAGGUGAUAGGAGGGAAUGCGAAAGGGCAUCCUCGCGGCAGUGUGAGACAAGCUCGCAGUUCCCCCGGAGGCGUGCAGUCAUCGUCCCCGACUGCGGCAGAUGUCAAUGACAAUGGCACGGGAGACGGGGUUACUCUUGACGGGACGCAGGCCCCGGCGUCUUUUGGUAAGGAGGACAUGAAAUGUUGGACGGAGGAAGAGUCCCUUGCGCUGAUUCAUGUGAAACGUGAGUAUGACAAUGAGCAGGAGUUGCGAUCCAACCGCGUAACCGAACGUUGCGUGAAAGCAGAGGUGCAUUGGGGUCGUGUGGCGGACCGUCUUCGCACCGAGAGCGGAGUGGAGAAAGACUGGGAUAAGACGGUCAUUGGUGCGAAUGCGACAGACACGGGUGUCCCAUUUGUACCACCUGUUGAUGCGGUGGAGGACUCAGGCGACACUGCGAGGGCGGGUGGCUUCAAUCGUCGGAAAAGUGUUCAAGAAAAAAACAUGUCGGAGGUGGCGGACAUUGUCAAGUGUCAUACCCAUGCGACGAUCGAUGUUAUCAAGCAGGUCGUCGACGCACAGGGAGCGUCUAGCAGCACCCUCAAGGAAGUUGUAAACUCCAUAAACGAUUGCGCGCGCGAGAAUAGUAAGACGUUGUCCGGCGCACUGUCCGACUUUGCAAGAGCUUUCCGUGAGCCCCCUCCGACGACUGCCAAUGCGGGUUCAACGUCCCGAACACGUGAUCCAUCUAAAUAUCGUGGUGGUCGGUGAAGAUUCGUACGUCCUGUCUGUGGAUGGGGCGCAUGACUUCCUUUCUUUCAGUUUAAUGCUUAAACCAGCAUGCUCG
Chara braunii is the source of this 1255-nucleotide messenger RNA. NCBI's taxonomy places the organism in Eukaryota, Viridiplantae, Streptophyta, Charophyceae, Charales, Characeae. The record is from the annotation of a GenBank genome assembly.